This is a messenger RNA of Lates calcarifer (barramundi perch), 684 nucleotides long. RefSeq names its product LYR motif containing 9 (gene lyrm9). The record is from RefSeq and is a predicted model, not a curated record. NCBI's taxonomy places the organism in Eukaryota, Metazoa, Chordata, Actinopteri, Centropomidae. The coding region runs from base 153 to 389 and encodes 78 amino acids. The transcript has 4 exons.
GUUUACCAACCGCCAAUCAAACGAAAAGAAGAGGAGACCGUAGAAGAAGAAGUCUGUUGUGAAACAGGACUUUAGGAUGCCGGUGACCCACUGUUAGCCAUCACCAUAGGUCACAGCUGAGUAGUCAUCGUUGGUCCCCUGUGGAGGAAGGAAUGCCACCUUUAGUUGGAGCUGAGUUGAUCCAGACACCAGUGCAGCUCUAUCGGUAUCUCCUCAGAUGUUGCAGGCAGUUGCCAACCACAACAAUGCAGCAACACUAUCGACAUGCCAUAAGACAGGGUUACAACAGUCACUCAGAUGAAGAUGACCCAGAGAGGAUACAAAUGAUAAUCCAAAGAGCAAUAGCAGAUGCUGACUGGAUUCUUGAUAAAUAUACCAAGAAGAAGUGAGGUUCAUAAGACAUGGUUUACAGCUGUGGAUGAACUGUUUCUAGGUCUGUCUCUGGAGUGUUUCUGCUCUCACAGUACUUCUGAGUUUUUGUCAACUACAAAGAGUAUGAACACCAUGUUGCUGAACAACCAUGACCAACAUUUGAAGAAUAGAUCUAAUGUAAUUAUUGAGUCAGUGGCCAUAUAAUGUCACUGCUCAAUUCAAUAAAAUAUUAAUAAGUGUAAAUAGUUUUUUAAUGUGUUGACUAUGAGCUGUUUGAUCUUUUAAUAAAGUACUUAUCAGUACGUAUCAGUA